This is a messenger RNA of Alnus glutinosa, 3112 nucleotides long. Its product is annotated as putative pentatricopeptide repeat-containing protein At3g23330. The coding region runs from base 149 to 2596 and encodes 815 amino acids. NCBI's taxonomy places the organism in Eukaryota, Viridiplantae, Streptophyta, Magnoliopsida, Fagales, Betulaceae. Gene Ontology annotation, biological process: RNA modification. The transcript has a single exon. Gene Ontology annotation, molecular function: zinc ion binding; RNA binding; protein binding. The record is from RefSeq and is a predicted model, not a curated record.
CCAUGCAUCUUCAAAGCAUUUACUAUACCCAUUCCUAGCCUUCGACAGAAAGAAAAGCUAUAUACGCCUACUAACUCUUUCCACAGAACAACCACCACCGCUACAAUGCCAGUUGACAAAAACCCAUCUCCAAGACCCUCAAAAACCAAUGACUUCAACACAAACCCUGCUCAGAACCGUCCUCAGAAAUCCCACCACCAUCAAAACCAAGUCCCAGGCCAAACAGCUCCAUGCCCACAUCCUCAAAACCGAAGGUCCAUGUUCCACUCACUUGUCCAUCACUCUCCUCUCCAUCUACUCAAACCUCAACCUCUUGCAUGACUCACUCCUACUCUUCAACACCCUCCACUCCCCUCCCACUCUUGCUUGGAAAUCCCUCAUCAAAUGCUACGCUUUCCAUGGCCUUUCCCACCAAUCCUUGGCAUUCUUUGUCGAGAUGCGGGCUAUGGGUAAGCACCCAGACUGCCAUGUGUUCCCUUCUGUGCUGAAAUCUUGCACAUUGCUGAUGGACUUGAGGUUGGGCGAGUCGCUACAUGCCUGCAUUAUAAGGCUUGGUAUGGAUUUCGACUUGUAUACUGGUAAUGCGCUUAUGAAUAUGUACUCGAGAUUUCAGAGCUUGGGUGAGAGUGGCAGACAGAGGUCUAGCGCGCCUGAGAUGCUUGAUGGAAUGCCUGAUAGAAGGCGAAAAGAUGAAUGUGAAAGUGGUGUGGCUAGUUGUGGGGAACUGAGCGGUAGAAUUGUGUCUGAGGAGUUAGAAGGUGAGGGAGGGAUGCUGUACUUUGAUGGAAAAGCAAAGAGACAAAUAGGUAGUGGUGAGACUAAGAAUCAUAAUAAUAAUUGUAACUCAAAUGAAUUGGUGAACAAGUAUGAAGAACAGGUCACGGGUAUUGAUCACAAACUUAACUUGAAUCAAAGUAGUGAUAAGUCUCCUCAAAUUAGUGGAAAUAGGGAGAUUAGUGGGCAUUUCUAUGGGAAAAUGAAUGAUGUUUCUGUGGGAAAGAUAGACGUAAGGGCUUUACUAAUGGAUAGUGUGAGAAAGAUUUUUGAUAUGAUGCCAAAAAAGGAUCUUAUUUCCUGGAAUACCGUGAUUGCAGGAAAUGCACAAAAUGGAAUGUAUGAAGAAGCUUUAACAAUGGUUAGAGAGAUGGGGAAUGCAAACUUGAAGCCUGAUUCUUUCACUUUGUCGAGUAUUCUUCCUAUCUUUGCAGAAUAUGUGGAUGUUAUUAAGGGAAAGGAAAUCCAUGCGUAUGCCAUAAGACAUGGGUUUGAUGUAGAUUUGUUCAUUGGAAGUAGCUUAAUUGACGUGUAUGCCAAGUGUACUCGUGUGGAAGAUUCAUGUCGGGUCUUCAAUCUCUUAUCUCAGCGUGAUGCCAUUUCAUGGAAUUCUAUAAUUGCAGGAUGUGUGCAAAAUGGUCUGUUCGACGAAGGCCUGAGAUUCUUUCGGCAUAUGUUGAAGGCUAAAAUUAAGCCAAGGCAUGUUUCCUUUUCAAGUAUCAUGCCAGCUUGUGCUCACUUGACCACACUACAUUUGGGGAAGCAGCUACAUGGAUACAUAAUUAGAGGUGGAUUUGAUGAUAACGUGUUUAUUGCCAGCUCCCUCGUGGACAUGUAUGCCAAAUGUGGGAACAUUAGGAUAGCUAGGUGGAUUUUUGAUGAGAUGGAGCUACAUGACAUGGUGUCAUGGACGGCCAUAAUCAUGGGAUAUGCUUUGCACGGGCAUGCCCAUGAUGCCAUUUCCUUAUUUGAGCAGAUGGAAAUGGAGGGAGUAAAACCCAACGUUGGGGCUUUUGUGGCUGUGUUGACUGCCUGCAGCCAUGCUGGAUUGGUAGAUGAAGCUUGGAAAUAUUUUAAUAGUAUGACUCAGGAUUUUGGAAUUGCUCCAGGCUUGGAGCACUAUGCUGCUGUUGCAGACCUUUUGGGCCGAGCAGGAAGGCUGGAGGAAGCUUAUAAGUUUAUCUCUAACAUGCAUAUAGGACCAACAGGAAGUGUGUGGUCAACAUUGUUGGCCGCAUGUAGAGUUCACAAGAAUGUUGAAUUGGCAGAAAAGGUUGCUGACAAAAUAUUCAGGGUUGAUCCUGAGAACAUAGGGGCCUACAUUCUACUAUCAAACAUAUAUUCUGCUGCUAGGAGAUGGAAAGAUGCAGCAAAUUUGAGAAUUUCCCUGAAGAAAAAGGGCAUGAAAAAGAAACCAGCUUGCAGCUGGAUCGAAGUUAAGAACAAGACGCAUGCUUUUGUGGCUGGAGAUAAAUCCCAUCCAUAUCAUGACAGAAUAAAUGAGGCACUGGAAGUUUUACUAGAGCAGAUGGAGCGAGAAGGGUAUGUUCCCGACACAAAAGAGGUGCUCCAUGAUGUUGAAGAGGAGCAUAGGAAAUACUUGCUACAUAGCCACAGCGAAAGGCUCGCUAUAGCAUUUGGCAUCAUUAGCACUCCUGCUGGCACAACAAUUCGAGUAACAAAGAAUAUUCGCGUCUGCACAGACUGCCACACGGCGAUUAAGUUCAUAUCAAAGAUUGUUGGAAGAGAGAUCAUUGUGAGGGAUAACAGCCGAUUUCACCAUUUCAAGGAUGGAAAGUGUUCUUGUGGUGAUUAUUGGUGACUCAGCAUAAUGCAAUUGGGUCAUUCUAAUUUGACCUGAAACCAUUAGAAAUCGGCCAAACUGCAGGAUGACUUGGUCGGGAGAACACAGCUUUGAGCGUAUUAAAGAGAUUGGUAGCGACCAUUAGUGAACCAAUAAAAAGGAGUUCCUGAUGGCACUGCUAGUCAGCUACCAAGCAAGCACAGGAAGAAUGCUAAAAACAAUGAAGUGCAUUUUUGCGAAGUCUUUUACUACCAGGUUGUUGCUGCCAUCUAAUUCAUCACUCUGAGCUGGAAAUGACAUUGUUCUUUUGAAGAACUGCAUGACAUGUUCUGUUCAGAGAACUCUCUAUUGAUUACCAGAAACAUUUAGGGGAGAGCAUGUUGUUCUUUUGUGGAACAAAAUAAAAUAAAAUUUAGAAGCAUAUAAUUUAGCUUCGAUCAACAUCGUUGGCAUGCUGUGUGACAUUGGUAGGGUUACUAGAAGUGAUAAUCGAGGCACAAAAUCAUAUAUAUAUAUAGGGGCGGAACCAAGAAU